Molecule: messenger RNA, 1464 nt
Organism: Carya illinoinensis
Lineage: Eukaryota; Viridiplantae; Streptophyta; Magnoliopsida; Fagales; Juglandaceae
Product: receptor-like serine/threonine-protein kinase At1g78530
Exons: 5
Coding region: 285-1337 (350 amino acids)
Biological process (GO): protein phosphorylation
Molecular function (GO): protein kinase activity; ATP binding
Source: RefSeq, a predicted model, not a curated record
AAAGAGAGGCUUGCAUAUGUACAUCUUAGAUUACUAACAUGUUCUCCCACUCUUGAUCCAAUAUCUUUAGUUGGUUUAUGCUUUCAUUCCAUUUGACAUUUAGGUCUGUGAGGAACCUUUAUUCUUGCUUUUUAAGUCCUUUCUUUCGUUUUCCUUUCUAAUUUUGGUGUUUUCCAUGUCCAACUUAAAAACUCAGCUCGAUACAUGAGAUAAGAAGCGUGGAGAUUUUUGAGACGAUUUCUGAUUCUCUGUAAUAUUUUAACCCUGCUCCUCUGCAUUUGUAAAUGGGCAAUUCCAUGGUCUUAGCGUUCUACAUUACAGUAUGCUGCGUUGCUUUUGUUAUAUCAAAGAUCAUCAUUUCAGUCCUCCUCUAUAGAAGAUGGAAAAGAAAGCAUAUGGUUUCCGAAGAUGGCUACUCAGGUGGGAAGAUGGUGAUGUUUAGGUCUCCAAUGAUGCAAUCUCUAACAUCCGAUGCAUUCUUGAAGAGGACACUGAAAUUGAGCAAUAAAGACAUCAUUGGCUCUGGAGGCUAUGGCACUGUUUAUAGAUUGACUAUAAAUGAGUCCACAGCCUUUGCAGUUAAAAAACUGAAUAGGGGAACUGCAGAAAGAGAUAGAGGUUUUGAGAGAGAGUUGGAAGCAAUGGGAGACAUAAAGCAUCGAAAUAUUGUAACUCUUCAUGGAUAUUACACAGCUUCUCACUAUAAUCUUCUCAUAUAUGAGCUGAUGCCAAAUGGAAGCCUGGACAGCUUUCUGCAUGGAAGAUCUAUGGACAAGAAACUUUUGGACUGGCCAUCCAGAUACAAAAUAGCAGUAGGUGCUGCAAGAGGAUUAUCAUACCUUCAUCAUGAUUGCAUCCCUCACAUUAUUCACAGAGAUAUUAAGUCGAGCAAUAUAUUGUUGGAUCAGAACAUGGAGGCCCAAGUUUCUGAUUUUGGAUUGGCCACAUUGAUGGAGCCAGAUAAGACUCACGUUUCAACAUUUGUUGCUGGAACUUUUGGAUAUCUAGCUCCUGAAUAUUUUGAUACAGGAAGAGCAACGGCAAAAGGGGACGUUUACAGUUUUGGGGUCGUCUUGCUGGAGCUUUUAACAGGGAAGAAACCAACCGAUGAAGCAUUUGUGGAAGAGGGAACUAGGCUUGUGUCCUGGGUGAAGGCAGUUGUUCAAGAGAAGAGGGAGGAGCUUGUACUCGACAGUAGCUUAGACAAUUGUCCUGAGGAUGAGAUUAACAGUGUAUUCAGUAUCGCCUUAAUGUGUCUUGAACCAGAGCCCUCCAGGAGGCCUACCAUGGCUGAGGUUUUCAAGAUGCUAGAGAAAAUUAAAUCAGACAAUGUUUGAACAGAUUUCUAAACCUUGUUUAAAGCAAUUCUAUCCCAUCGUCAUAUAGUCCCAUCAUUGUAACACAUUUUUCGAUGUUCAAUGCCGCAAGGACAGAAAAUGCAGGUCAAGGCAGUACACAAUGCAA